Messenger RNA from Pelodiscus sinensis (Chinese soft-shelled turtle), 1997 nucleotides. Lineage: Eukaryota; Metazoa; Chordata; Testudines; Trionychidae. The record is from RefSeq and is a predicted model, not a curated record.
GGGAAGCCCUCUGGGUGAGUGGUUUAAUGUGCUGCUAUUCCUCCUGCGGGGGAAGUAUCAACACAAGGAGCUGCCUCCUUCUCCCACAAACCACAUCUGGCCAGUGAGGCUCACUCUCCUCUUGUAAAUUUCAAAAGCAGAACCAAUAUGAGUGGAGACUGCUACAGUCCCCGCUCUUUCCAUUUUCCGCUGUGCCUCUACCUCCCCUGGUCCCUGCAGAAAUGGUGCUGGGGGGAACCAGUUUUUAAGCUGGCUCCCCCCAGCACUGACUCCUUCUCUACUUCCCCUUGCUGCCUGUGUCUGGGAGAGGGAGGAGGGGGGAGGAAGCAACUAUUUGCUUCACUGGUUGACUAGCCAAUAAACUUAAGCUUAUCUAAUAGUCAACUAGUCGCUUACAUCCCUAGCCCUGAACCCAUGGUCCAUCUGCAAGACAGCCGUGGACCACUAGUGGUCCAUGGACCACACUUUGAGAACCACUGCACUAGGGUUUUCACAGGGUCAUUCUUCCUCACGGAGUGCAAAGAGGACAGGGACUGGUAGGGUGGCUGAUUCCGUGGCUGGAAUGUCUAUGGUAUUUGGACUCUUCCUAUCCACACAGUGGUGUAAAUAUAGGUACAACACCCCUUAAAGCAUUUAAAACCCACAGAAAAGCAGGUUGGUUCCUGUAAUCGCAUGAGUUUUAAAGAUACUGUUGUGAUCUUCUCUCUCAGCUGUGUAGCUUAGGAGAGGAGUAGGUUGGAGAUGCAUAUAAGCUGUAAUUCUUAGGUUUCUAUUGGGGAAAACACUGACUCAGACACCAUUGUCUCUCAAGUGGGAUGCUGCCAUUUUCUGGUGGACAAAAUGUCCAUGGAUAUAACUUUUCUGGGAACGGGCUCAGCAUAUCCAUCUCCAACAAGAGGAGCUUCAGCUUUAGUCAUUCGUAGUGAAGGAGAAUGCUGGCUAUUUGAUUGUGGAGAGGGAACUCAAACACAGUUUAUGAAAAGUCAUCUUAAAGCAGGCAGAAUUACUAAGAUAUUUAUAACUCAUCUUCAUGGGGACCAUUUUUUUGGUCUUCCUGGUCUGCUGUGCACAAUUAAUCUUCAGAGUAGUUCUACGACAAGCAAGCAACCUGUUGAUAUCUACGGACCAUUAGGACUACGAAACUUCAUUUGGAGAACUCUGGAACUCUCCCACACACAACUUCUCUUUCCAUAUGUAGUUCAUGAACUUGUACCUACACCAGAUCAGUGCCCUACAGAAGAAUUUAAAGAACUAUCUUAUAUGGACAGAGAUGAAGUGAUUUCCAAAGAAGUGCAAGGGAGAACACUUCAUCUGGAUCCUGUAGAAAACGCCUACACACUGGUCAACAAUCAGCAAUUUGUUAUGAAAGCAUUUCGAUUAUUUCAUCGCAUUCCUUCCUUUGGAUUUUUAGUGGAGGAGCAGCAGCGGACUGGUAAACUCAAUGCACAGAAACUAAAAGACCUUGGAAUUCAGCCAGGCCCUAUAUAUGGGAAACUGAAGAAUGGUGUUACGAUUGUCUUAGAAAAUGGAGUAAUCAUUUCUCCUUCAGAUGUCUUGGAUGAGCCUAUUCCUGGAAGAAAAAUUUGUAUUUUAGGUGACUGUUCAGGCGUUGUUGGAGAUGAAGCAAUGAAACUUUGUUACAAAGCAGAUCUGUUAGUUCAUGAAGCCACGCUGGAUGACACCCAAAUGGACAAGGCCAAAGAGCAUGGUCAUAGCACUCCAAAAAUGGCAGCUGAGUUUGCAAAGUUGUGUAAGGUUAAGAAAUUGGUUCUGACUCACUUCAGUCAGAGGUAUAAACCAGCUGGUCAAAUUGGAGAAGGAGAUAUUGAUGUCAUGGCACUGAAGAGACAAGCUGAAUCAGUGUUAAAUGGUCAAGAAGUAACUUUAGCUGAGGAUUUUAUGACAAUAGAAAUUCCAGGGAAAAAGCAGAAGUAGCAUCUAGCUCUAUAAUAUGACACAAAUUAGCUUGCUGUUGGACUGUGAGUUUAGGGCCUGUG